AUGGACAGAUGCAAUGUCUUAAUGACACAGAUAGAUACAGUUUCAGACAAUUUUACCGAAAAAGAUACUGUGAGUAGUAAAGUACAUCAUGAUCCAGGACUCAGAACUAAAAUAACUUCAGAUAAUCAAAGACAAUACCUAAUCAUGCUAGGCCCACAUCAACCAAAAUUAAAUAUUUACCCAAAGCGAGAAGCACAUCGUUUUAAUCCAUCUUGGAAUAUUGAAUAUCCACACUUGGAAUAUAGUACAGCAAAAGAUUCACCUUACUGUUUUGCUUGUGGUUUAUUUCCUGAUAUAGCUGGUCGUCAAAAAAGUAAGGCAUAUUGGAACGAAAUCGGUGUAACUGGAUGGAAAAAAAUAAAAGGCUCCAGUGGUGUAAAUAAAAUUGGAAAAUUACAGAAACAUUUAACUUCUGAAACGCACAAAUCUGCAUUGACUGAUUAUUGCAAUUACAUGAAAAAAUCGAAUAACAUUAAUCUUAUGCUUGACAAAACAGUACGUGAGCGAAAAAUUCAGGAAGAGAGCAAUCAAAAUUUUCACAAAGAAGUAAUUUGUAUCUUACUGGAUGUAACCAAAACCCUCGCUAGACAAGGUUUAACAUUCAGAGGAAAGGUUGAUGAUAAAAAUGAUAACUUUAGACAAAUUACUUAUUUACUUUCUAGAUACUGUCCCUUGUUAAAAAAAUGGCUUAAUGAUUCUUGUUAUCGGCCAUACCAUUCUACAUAUUUAAGCCCCCAAUCUUAA
Molecule: messenger RNA, 744 nt
Organism: Daktulosphaira vitifoliae (grape phylloxera)
Lineage: Eukaryota; Metazoa; Arthropoda; Insecta; Hemiptera; Phylloxeridae
Exons: 1
Coding region: 1-744 (247 amino acids)
Source: RefSeq, a predicted model, not a curated record